AUCUUGGGGGGUGUGGCAUUGCGGGGUAGACUGGGCUUGGGGGGCUUGCAUUGGGGAGAGUUAAAAGCGUGAGAUAUGAGCGUCAGGAUCGUGUGACGGCUCGCCUGAAGAAAGUGGCAAAUGGUGGUCUACGGGGCUCCGGCCCGUGCAGUGACUUGGAGUAAAAGACGUUGGCAGAUUAAAUUUAUACUGGCUACUGUACCUCAGCCGGCAUAAACCCGAUGGCCUCCUCUCAAAUACUGUAUAAACUUGGGAAGCUGGGCUAGCCACCCUAGAUAGCCCGUUGUAAAAAGUUUGGUGGCGUUUAGAGUUCAUUUCACACUCCACUAACCUGGACAUGUGGAAUAUGCUAUCGUACAAGGAGUAGGGAAGAUAGCGCCAGGUUGGACUAGAUGCAGCCAUCAGAACCUACCAUCGAUCGGGUUAGGUUGGUAGGAGCGUCUGCUUCAAUCGAUGGCCCUAUCUCCGAUGAGAAAAACAAAGAUUUCCCUGGUUUAUCGCGGAGUCUCCCAUUGUUGGGCAGCACGGAGGCCCCAAUCCCACUCCAUUCCUGGCGAGUACGUGCAGAAAAGGCGUCCAAGGAUACUCACCUCUCCAGAUCACAGCCACGUAGCGCAGCUACAAUCUACCUAAGAGUAGGUGAUAUGUGACAUGCCCUUUGCCCAUCGCCUCGGCCCGGGGGUGGUUCUGGUGCAAGUACAUGAUAAAAAUCACACUUUAAUCCCAUGAGAGAGGGAGAACAUUGGCCAAGUAUGAUUUGAUUACCACAGCCUUCGGAACUUCUUAUAAAUCGUCCCGCCUUUUCCCCACCCCAAUCAUUGCCCUGGGUUAGGGUUUUUAGUCAAUUCAUUCCUUGAGCAAAAGGUGUUAAAUCAUAGCUCUUGAUUAUGUACAAAAUAUGAAGAUCCGACUGUCCAAGGGCACUUUCUAGCUUCGAGUACGACACAGAAGCUCUCAGGUAACUUAUCACAUGACUUGAUACAUUUUUACCCCUCACCUGUCUAACCCCCGAUUACUCGGGAUUAAGGAAAGUUUCAACUCUGAAAAUUCCCGACAUCCCGCCACCCCCACCUUCAACACAACCACCAUUUUCGCAAUCUCUCUACAAUGGCCCUCCGACCACUCCCCUUUCUCAGGCUCACCCGCACAUACGCCAGUAUCGCCUCCCCCUCCCCCUCCACUUCAAUACUCACCGAUAAACCCCUACCACCCCCAACCCUCCCAGGUUUAUCACCGACGCAACCACGAACCGUCAAAUCGCCGUACACCCGAAAAACCCAACUCCACAGAACAUACCUCUCCCUCCUCCGUUCAACGGGCCUAAUGAUCUUCUUCCAGCACAACAACCUCCGCGCGAUGGAAUGGGUAGCGCUCCGUCGGGAACUCCUCUUCGGCCUACGAAAGCUCGACCCGACAUCUACGCUGGCGGAAGGGACCCGUAUCAUGGUGCUAAAGCCAGCCCUUUUCGCCGCGUCAUUGCGUGUGGCGGAGGGGUACGAUCCGCAGCACAAGCGCAGCUCGGAACCCGGCGGCAGUAAAAUAAUCGCGAAGGAGGUCGAAAAGCUCAAGGAGACGCACCCCCUCUCGCCCGUGCUCACGGGUCCGGUUGCCGCGUUGAGCUUUCCGAGCGUGGAGCCGGCGCACUUGAAGGUUGCGCUUGAUAUUCUGUUUCCGCUGAAGAAUCCAAAGAAGGGGUUAGAUCCGUUGGCCAUCAGCGGACUACAGAAGCUUGUGCUGCUGGCUGGGAGGGUCGAUGGACAUAUUUAUGGGGGCCGGUAUGGGGAAGGGAGGGUGAUGGAUGUCGACCUAAUCCGCGUGUUGGCGCUGUUGCCGGAUAUUGACACCCUCCGUGGGGAGUUGCUGGCUAUGUUGAGGGGCGCUGGCGGCGCGGACCUGAUUAUGAAUUUGGGUAAUAUUGGGGUUGGCUUGACGAGGACUGUGGAUACGUAUAGGAAGAUGCUGAGCGGGGAGUUAGACUCGGACGGGAAGCCGGUUGAGACUAAGGCUGAUGGCGAGCAGGAGAAGUAGCUGAUAUGUCAGUCUUUGUUCUUAUACAUUCUAUAGAUUUUGUAAAUAUCCAUAUUAGAUGGAAUCUUAACUAGA
This is a messenger RNA of Tuber melanosporum (Perigord truffle), 2103 nucleotides long. RefSeq lists its product as uncharacterized. Lineage: Eukaryota; Fungi; Ascomycota; Pezizomycetes; Pezizales; Tuberaceae. The transcript has a single exon. Gene Ontology annotation, biological process: translation. Gene Ontology annotation, molecular function: structural constituent of ribosome. Gene Ontology annotation, cellular component: mitochondrial large ribosomal subunit. The coding region runs from base 1108 to 2028 and encodes 306 amino acids. The record is from RefSeq and is a predicted model, not a curated record.